UAUCCGCGUUCCUCAACUCUUUCCACGGGCUGCGGGAGUGUGAGGCUGCCGCUGUGGAUCGUGGAUCAGAGGAAAGACAUGUAUCAGUUAUGCGCCACAGGAGCCAGAGAUCCACUCAGUAACGAGGCCGGUAAACUGUCAUGAUUCCCAUCACUGAGUUGCGAUACUUUGCUGAUACACAGCCGGCGUAUCGGAUUCUGAAACCAUGGUGGGACGUGUUCACAGACUACAUCUCCAUCGUCAUGCUGAUGAUCGCGGUGUUCGGUGGCACGCUGCAGGUCACGCAGGACAAAAUGAUUUGCCUGCCGUGCAAAUGGGUCGUCAACCAGACCUGCGAACAACUCAACGUCAGCGUGCCGCUCAAUGCCGAGCCCAAGGGCAUCCAGUACGACCUCGACAGACACCAGUACAACUACGUGGACGCCGUGUGUUACGAGAACAAGCUGCACUGGUUCGCAAAGUACUUCCCGUAUCUGGUGGAGCAUUUCGUGUCGAUCCUGCUGAAGUGUUUCGACUCGCCGUGGACGACGCGGGCGCUUUCUGAGACGGUGGUGGAGGAGAGCGACCCGAAGCCGGCGGGGAAGAUGAACGGCUCGAUGGAUAAGAAAAUCUCCAGCGUCAGCGACCAGGAUGUGGAGGCAAGCGUUCCCAUGCUGCAGAGGACCAAGUCCCGCAUCGAGCAGGGCAUCGUGGACCGUUCAGAGACGGGCGUCCUGGAUAAGAAGGAAGGAGAGCAGGCCAAAGCGCUGUUUGAGAAGGUGAAGAAGUUCCGUAUCCACGUGGAGGAGGGCGACAUCGUUCACCGUCUUUACAUCCGCCAAAUCAUCAUCAAAGUCAUCCAGUUCCUCAUCAUCAUCUGCUACACCAUGUACUACGUCCACCACAUCAAGUUCAGCGUGCCGUGCACCGUGGACAUCGAGCGGCUGACCGGUUAUCGCACGUACCACUGCGCCCAUCCUCUGGCCACGCUCUUUAAGAUCCUGGCCUGCUUCUACAUCAGCCUGGUGGUGGUUUACGGUCUCAUCUGCAUGUACACGCUGUACUGGAUCAUCAGCCGCUCGCUAAAGCGCUACUCCUUCGAGUACAUCCGCGAGGAGAGCAGCUACAGCGACAUCCCCGACGUCAAGAACGACUUCGCCUUCAUGCUGCACAUGAUCGAUCAGUACGACCCGCUGUACUCCAAGCGCUUCGCCGUCUUCCUGUCAGAGGUCAGCGAGAACAAACUGCGACAGUUGAACCUGAAUAACGAAUGGACUCUGGAGAAACUCAGACAGAGGAUAACCAAAAACUCGCAGGAGAAGCUGGAGCUGCACCUCUUCAUGCUGAGCGGCAUCCCGGACACAGUGUUUGACCUGGUCGAGCUGGAGGUGCUGAAAUUGGAGCUGAUCCCUGAUGUUACGAUCCCGCCCAUAAUCGCACAGCUGUGUAACCUGAGGGAGAUGUGGCUUUACCACACGCCGGCCAAAAUCGAGGCUCCUGCUCUGGCCUUCCUCCGUGAGAACCUCAAAUCACUACACAUAAAGUUCACAGACAUUAAGGAGAUCCCACUGUGGAUCUACAGCCUCAAGAACCUCAGCGAGCUUCAUCUGACCGGAAUCCUCAGCGCGGAUAACAACCGAUUCAUCGUCAUCGACGGCCUGCGGGAGCUCAAGAGGCUCAAGGUCCUGCGGCUGAAGAGCAACCUCACUAAACUGCCUCAGGUGGUGACGGAAGUUGGCGUUCACUUGCAGAAGCUCUCCAUCAAUAACGAAGGGACCAAACUGAUGGUUCUGAACAGUCUGAAGAAGAUGGUGAACCUGACGGAGCUGGAGCUGCUGCGCUGUGAUCUAGAGCGGAUCCCGCACUCCAUAUUCAGCCUGCACAAUCUACAGGAGAUCGAUCUGAAAGACAACAACUUGAAGACCAUCGAGGAGAUCAUCAGCUUCCAGCAUCUCCACAGACUGGUGUGCCUCAAGCUCUGGUACAACCAGAUCGCCUACAUCCCCAUCCAGAUCGGCACCCUCACCAACCUGGAGCGCCUCUACCUGAACAGGAACAAGAUCGAGAAGAUUCCUGCCCAGCUCUUCUUCUGCAGGAAGCUGCGUUACCUGGACCUCAGCCACAACAACCUGACCAGCAUCCCUGCAGACAUCGGCUUCCUGCAGAACCUGCAGUACUUUGCGGUGACAGCCAACAGAAUCGAGGCGCUGCCACCCGAGUUGUUCCAGUGUAAGAAGCUGCGGACGCUGAAUCUGGGAAAUAACUGCCUUACGGUGCUGCCGUCACGUUUCGGAGAGUUAACCGGCCUCAUGCAGCUGGAGCUCCGCGGAAACCGGCUGGAGGGAUUACCGGUGGAGCUCUCCGAAUGCCGCCUUCUCAAGCGCUCCGGGCUGAUCGUAGAAGAGGACCUCUUCAACACCCUGCCGCCAGAGGUCAAGGAGCAGCUGUGGAGAACCGAUAAAGAACAAGCCUGAGCGAGACAGAGGAACUCUUAAAGGCAUAGUCCACCCAAAAAUUAACAUUUGCUGAAAAUCUACUCCCCCUCAGGCCAUCCAAGAUGUAG
Sinocyclocheilus anshuiensis is the source of this 2542-nucleotide messenger RNA. RefSeq names its product leucine rich repeat containing 8 VRAC subunit Aa (gene lrrc8aa). Gene Ontology annotation, molecular function: protein binding. Lineage: Eukaryota; Metazoa; Chordata; Actinopteri; Cypriniformes; Cyprinidae. The transcript is spliced from 7 exons. The coding region runs from base 141 to 2453 and encodes 770 amino acids. Gene Ontology annotation, cellular component: cytoplasm. The record is from RefSeq and is a predicted model, not a curated record.